AGAAUACACGAGCUACUUCUACCACAACAACAUUUGUCAGAGUUUUUCGUGCUAAUUCUAAGCCAAUGUUGUAACGUGGGCAGUAAGUCAAAAAGCACUGGAUUUGUGGAUUUGGUUCUUGGAAUAUUAAGACUUUAACCGCUGUUUAACUCUCCGCCCAUUGUUCUUUCAAUAAAGUUAAUCACAAUUCCAGAAUGCGGAGAUUCGUAGCUGAAAAAGCCAAAAAUCUCAUCACUAAAACCAGGACCACCUAUUCUUCUCCUUGUACUACUACUUACGUGUUACAACGCCACACUUCUUCCCCAUUACCCUCACCUUCUCAAUCAGCUUCUGUUCUUCGUUUUUUGUCCACUCUUCACCCCUCCGCUUCUGAUUCAAUGGCUUCCGAUUAUUCAUCUACUCCGGUUACUCUUAACAACGUUAAUCCAAAGGUUUUGAAAUGUGAGUAUGCUGUCCGUGGAGAAAUUGUCAACCUUGCUCAGAAAUUACAGCAAGACCUCAAGGAUAAUCCAGGCUCUCAUCCCUUUGAUGAGAUCUUAUACUGCAAUAUUGGAAAUCCUCAAUCCUUGGCUCAGCAGCCUAUUACUUUCUUUAGGGAGGUCCUUGCAUUAUGUGACCAUCCAGUUAUUUUGGACAAAAGUGAAACACAAGGCCUGUUCAGUGCGGAUUCAAUUGAACGAGCUUUCCAGAUCCUCGAUCAAAUUCCUGGCAGAGCUACAGGUGCAUACAGCCACAGUCAGGGCGUCAAAGGCUUACGUGAUACAAUCGCAUCUGGCAUUGAAGCUCGUGAUGGCUUCCCUGCUGAUCCAAAUGAUAUUUUCUUGACUGAUGGUGCAAGCCCAGCGGUUCACAUGAUGAUGCAGUUGCUCAUUGGGUCAGAGAAUGAUGGAAUUCUUUGCCCUAUCCCCCAAUAUCCACUUUAUUCCGCUUCAAUUGCCCUCCAUGGUGGCACUCUCGUUCCCUAUUAUCUUGAUGAAGAAACAGGAUGGGGACUGGAGAUCUCAGAGCUUGAGAAUCAGCUAAAAAAUGCAAAAUCCAAGGGUAUUAAUGUUAGGGCUUUGGUUGUGAUCAAUCCAGGCAACCCAACUGGGCAGGUUCUUGCUGAGGCCAACCAACGAGAUAUUGUGGAAUUCUGCAAGAAAGAAGGCCUUGUUCUUCUGGCGGAUGAAGUGUAUCAGGAAAAUGUUUAUGUGCCUGAGAAGCAGUUCCACUCAUUUAAGAAAAUUGCGCGCUCUAUGGGAUUUGGAGAAAAGGACCUCUCUUUAGUUUCUUUUCAGUCUGUGUCAAAAGGAUUUUAUGGGGAGUGUGGAAAGCGAGGAGGUUACAUGGAGGUCACUGGAUUUAGCCCUGAGAUAAGGGAACAGAUAUACAAAGUGGCAUCUGUCAAUCUGUGUUCCAACAUUUCUGGUCAGAUUCUUGCAAGCCUCGUCAUGAGCCCCCCAAAGGUGGGUGAUGAAUCAUACGAGUCUUUUAGUGCUGAGAAAGAAGCUAUACUCUCAUCCUUGGCAAGGCGUGCAAAGACACUAGAAGAUGCAUUCAACAGUUUGGAGGGUGUAACAUGCAAUAAAGCAGAGGGCGCAAUGUAUCUAUUUCCACGUAUUAACUUACCAGCUAAAGCAAUAAAAGCAGCAGAAGAAGCUAAAACUGCACCAGAUGCCUUUUAUGCUCGACGCCUCCUCAAUGCCACUGGAAUUGUUGUUGUCCCUGGGUCUGGAUUUGGCCAGCGUCCUGGAACGUGGCAUUUUAGGUGCACAAUAUUACCGCAGGAAGAGAAGCUACCAGCUAUUGUAUCUCGUCUUACAGAUUUCCAUAAGCAGUUCAUGGAUGAAUUCCGCGGCUAAGGAAUCAUAGGAGUACAUUCUAUUGCAGCCCCUGAUUAUAGAGAAAUUUUGAAUAAGCACAUCUUUGUAUGUUCUAUUUCCAUCCUCACCAGAAACAGUUGUACUUGAGUAGUGAAAACUGAUAGGAUUGUUUGGCACUACAAAUUGGGGGGUUGUUUACCCUUGUUUUAUUUGUAUUUGACCUAACAUUGAUCUUCUCUCCUUCUAGAUGAUCAUCAAUGUGAAGAUUGCUUUGUAUGCCAAACAGGUCAAGCUUUAGCCAAAGUUAAUAUGGUAAAUCAAAAUUUAAACGUA
This is a messenger RNA of Nicotiana attenuata, 2135 nucleotides long. Its product is annotated as alanine aminotransferase 2-like. The transcript is spliced from 15 exons. Bases 195 to 1841 code for a protein of 548 amino acids. The record is from RefSeq and is a predicted model, not a curated record. Lineage: Eukaryota; Viridiplantae; Streptophyta; Magnoliopsida; Solanales; Solanaceae. Gene Ontology annotation, biological process: biosynthetic process. Gene Ontology annotation, molecular function: pyridoxal phosphate binding; L-alanine:2-oxoglutarate transaminase activity.